Molecule: messenger RNA, 5596 nt
Organism: Athalia rosae (coleseed sawfly)
Lineage: Eukaryota; Metazoa; Arthropoda; Insecta; Hymenoptera; Athaliidae
Gene: Usp47
Product: ubiquitin carboxyl-terminal hydrolase 47
Exons: 19
Coding region: 315-4208 (1297 amino acids)
Biological process (GO): protein deubiquitination
Cellular component (GO): nucleus; cytosol
Molecular function (GO): cysteine-type endopeptidase activity; cysteine-type deubiquitinase activity
Source: RefSeq, a predicted model, not a curated record
CUGAUGGAUAUCGAGGUCUCCAGUUUUUCAACGGUUACAUAACGUUUUGGCAGCCUUAGGACGCGAAUCCUGACGUCGGGUGUUCAGCAAUUUUAGACAUUUUUUUAAUAAAUUUUUCUCCUCAUUUCAUGUGGUAUCGGAGAUCUAAAUACUCCGCUGUUAUUGAAUGUUGGAUUCAAAUUUUUGAUCAUCAUUGUGGAACAACUAUUAGAACAUGUCACCAAUGCUUCUGCGUCAUCCCUAAAACCUGCGUCAACAGUUUUUGCUGGGAGAUCUAAAGAUUUGACGUAUGACGUACCUAUUAAAUCAAAAGGAUGACCGUGGAUUUUGAAGCCAUGGUGUGUGUGGCGGGCGAGAGCAGUGUGGUCUGCUCGAUUCGCGUAUCUAGUUCACGUGUUCGUGGACCCAAAUCAAAGCUUGUGAUCAAGCCGUCGACUACAGUUACAGAAGUUUUUAACCAUGUGGCCAAUCAUUACGAAUAUGAACCGGACAGUUUUGAGCUAGUUCUGCAAUGUUCUCACGGCGAAGUGAUCGAGAUGAACGAGAUGAAGGACAAGACGCUGAUGGAUCUCAAAUUGGACUUCAGCGGUAACACAAAAUAUAGAUUACUUGUCACGGACAUGGCAGGUCAGCCGCCAAAGGGUGCUACGACAGAUCAGAAAGUGAUGCUAUACAACGACCUUCUAUCGUUCGAUCGACCUGCCGGAGACACCCCUAACCGACCAUUCCAGCCCAUUGAGGAAUUUUACAGUCGCUAUAAGAGUGUCUUCAAAUCUGAAAAUAGUUACGUCGGUCUCGUGAACCAGGCAAUGACAUGCUAUCUCAACAGCCUUUUACAAGCCCUUUACAUGACUCCGGAGUUCAGGAACGCUUUAUACCAUUGGGAAUACGUAGAUGGUUCUGAGAAAGAUGAGGCUAAAAGUAUUCCUUAUCAAUUGCAGAAACUGUUUCUUAAUCUACAGACAUCUACGAAGUCCGCGGUGGAAACGACGUCUCUGACGAAAAGUUUCGGUUGGGAUUCAACGGAGGCAUGGCAGCAGCACGAUAUUCAAGAAUUGUGCCGAGUUAUGUUCGACGCUCUGGAACAGAAAUUCAAGAACACACAGCAGGCCGACCUAAUCAAUAGACUCUACGAAGGAAAGAUGAUCGAUUACGUGAAAUGCCUGGAAUGUAGUACAGAAAAAUCUCGAGAGGACACCUUUCUCGAUAUUCCUCUACCCGUACGACCGUUCGGCAGUAAAGUGGCGUACAACAGUGUGGAAGAGGCAUUACGAGCGUUUGUACAACCCGAGACGCUCGAUGGCACAAAUCAAUAUCACUGCGAAAAAUGUAACAAGAAAUGCGACGCGCAUAAAGGAUUGAAAUUUUCAAAAUUCCCUUAUCUUCUAACCUUGCAUCUCAAGCGAUUCGAUUUCGACUACAAUACUCUCCACCGAAUCAAGCUGAACGACAAGGUGACUUUCCCUGAUUUAUUGAAUCUCAAUUCGUUCGUUGCUUCGUCGUCUGCUGCUCAAGAGUCUCCUGGAGGUGAGGAGGACGCGGGUGUCGGUGUAAAGUGCGACGACAGUUCGACGACAGACAGCGGAACACUGGACGACGAAUGUCCACCCUGCGAAAGUAGUAGUGCGAACAGCAAUCAGUCAGCAAAUAACGAUCAAGACGACGACGAAGGCAUCGAUGUCAGCAAUGGCCCGUCUACGUCGAGCUGCAGUAGUCACAAUAAUGAAAACGAAAAAAAUUUCGGUAACCGUCUCGGCGAUAAGGGUCCUUACGUCUAUGAGCUUUUCUCAAUUAUGAUCCACAGCGGUAGUGCCAGCGGAGGCCAUUAUUACGCGUACAUCAAAGAUCUCAUGACGCAGGAAUGGUUCUGCUUCAACGAUCAGAGUGUGACUAAGAUAACUUACGAAGAUAUUCAAAAGACCUACGGGGGUGGACCUACCAGAGCUUAUUACAGUGGAGCAUAUAGCAGUAGUACAAACGCCUACAUGCUCAUGUACAGACAAAUCGAUCCGUCUCGCAACACACUGCCCAUGCAGGCUCAGAAUUUUCCCAAACAUAUCCAGGAUCUUUUGAAAAAAAUGAAGGAGAGCGAAGAAAACGACAGAAAAAAUCGUGAGAAACAAAUGUCGAUGUGCAAGUUGAAGGUCUAUUGUCAUCAUCCCGUAGAAGGAUGCCUCGUCGAUGUGAAGGUUCUGGUACUGCAGGAUGAAACUUUGUUGGAAACGACGGAUUUGGCUUACAGAAAACUUGCAUUGGAAGGAGUCGUUAAAUCCGACCAAUGUCGUUUGGUCAGUUACGAUCACAACGAGGAUUUGAUCGAGCGGAGUUGGGAGGGCGCCGAGUUGCUCGAACCCAUCGGUGACAUCUGGCGAAACAACAGCCAGUUUGAUUUCUUGCUUGAAAUACGCAGAAAGGACGAGCAAUUCGAAACGUACCUACCAGGCGGAGUAUCGACGAAAGUAUUCGUAGUCGACAUCGAUAAAGAGCAGGUAGUGGAUGGUCCGAUAAUCGUCAGAGGUCUGCUCACGCAAACGGUAAAAGAGUACAAGCAGCAAUUAUCAAAGAUAUUGAAAAUCGAUGCGAAGCAGAUGAAAUUGAUUGUACAAAAAUAUUUAUCCGAUACAAAUUUACUCGACAAAGACGACAACAUGCUGAAGUCGGAGGGAUUCUAUGGAUCGAGCAAAAUAUUUGUGGCCACUGCCUUAGAUAAUGACGACACAAAGCCGUUCCACGAAUCUAAAUUGUACAAAAUAAUCGAAAACUUCGACUACAUUAUUUCAUUGAAGGUUUUACUGCCCGAUACUAGUAAAGAAACGUUAGAAGAUUUGAAUAUUCCGUCGUUGGAAGAAAAGUUGAAGGAACAGGAAAAGCUGGUUACAAAUGGCCCUUCGAAAUUAGCCAAUGACGAAUCACAGAAAGAAACCCAACUAAAGAAUUACGAACAAACCAAAGGCAGCGUAGGAGCAGAAGAAACGCAGACGAAAGUCAGUGCUGUCCAAUCGGUGGAGGGUGAAGAUUGGAACACGCCUGAACAGAGUAACAGCGAGGACAGUAGCCUGAGCGACAGCGAAAGGACUUUGAUGGGAGACACUCCCGAUUACGGAAAUUGUGUUCAAUCGCCAUCCUCGAAUACGGAAAAAGUGAACGCUUAUCAACCGUACAAUCCUAACCACAUAGAAAAUUGGGACGUUGAAGAUGAAUCCGAAUAUUAUUUCAAGGCCGUACCUCAUUCGGAAGACUCGGUGAAACUGCUGCGAGUGCUGGUGGACAAGAGAAUGCAGUUGAGUACAUUGAAAAAAGAUCUCGAGCCUCUCGUCGGUGUCCCUGUAGAAUAUUUCAAGGUCUUCCGACACUCUUCAGACUCCGGUGAAACGGAAUGCAGCAGAUUAACCGAACAACUGAGUUGCUACCAAGACGGCGAAAGACUCAGGCUACAAUUAGGACGCGCUUUGCGCAGUGGAGAAUUCAAAGUAAAGCUGUUUCAGCUGCUUAUUCAUUCCACCGAGCCUUUCAAAUUCCUCUGCGACUGGAUAGUGUCGAAAGAGAUGACGGUUGGUCAGGCGAAGAAGGAAAUACUGGCGGAAAUAAAGAGAAAGUACGACAUUGACAUACCUUACGAGAAGUGUCGAUUGCGUAGAAAAAACUACAAAGCAGCGUCCAAGGUAUUUUUGGACGAGGAAAAAUUCGAGGAAUUACGGUUGCACACGCAGUGCGAAAUAAUCAUCCAAGAAUUACCCGACAAAGAAACCGUCAAAGAUUCUAACCAAUUGUGUCUGUUCGUGAGAAAAUGGUCGCCUUCGGAGAUGCAGCUUUCACCGUUGGAAGAAAUUACGAUAAACGGAAGAACUAUCGACGAAUUAAAGAAAAAGCUGUCUUCGAUAUCGGACAUACCCCAGGAGUACGUCGAGGUGGCUAAGGUUAGAAAUUCAUUUCCUUGCGAUAUAUCGGUACUCCAAGUGCAAACAGAUUUGAACUGGAACAACGACCAUCAAAGAUUGUCGACGACCAUCGACGCCUGGCCGCUCAAUCUGGAAGAUGGUUCCGCUCUAUAUUUCAGAGAUAGCAGAGAAAAAUUGAAGACCCUGAGCGUAGACGAGUUCACAGAGAUAGCGAGCAAAGAAAAUUCGCGUCUUAUGUCGCAGUCGUCGGCAGCGACGUGUAGCCCGCGACGAGAGCGGGCGUUAAAAAUAUAUUUGGACAGCAAAUGAUCCCUCAACAGUUCGUAACGCUGUCGAUCCGUAAAUGCAGCGUUAAACUAGAUGACUAACGUGUUUGAAAAGAAUUACGUAUUUUUGGUGCCCAGUUUCAGCACGAUAUCUAGAGAGAGAGAGAGAGAGAGAGAGAGGAAGAGAGAAAGAAAGAGAGAGUCAGUCCGUUCAGUACCUACGAGACCUGAAAAAUAUCAAGAGAAAAAAAAAAGAAAAUACUAAUAAUAAUACAAAAUAAAAUGAACAAAAUACGCAAAUAAACGAUGAUGAUGAAACAAAAAUAAUAUCAAAGAUAUUAAACCCUUCUAGUGCCAAUAUUAUGUUCGAUUUUUAAAAAAUCGUUAAAUCCACGUGAAUAUUCAAGAUCUUUGAAUUUUGCAAUUUCUUAUCCGAAUAGAUUCGUCGAUUCUCGAUGAAAAUCAGGAGAUGAAGAGAAAAAAGAAAAAUUUUACUAAAAGGGUUUAUCAACGUUUCGUCAUUGACUGGUUUCAUUAUUUCUUUUUUUUUCCUUGCUCUUUUUUGCUUCUUUUCUUUCAUUAUAACGAACCUCGGACGGACGAUGUGUAAUAAUACGUCUACCUUAUUGAUGCAAUUAUUAAUUAAAUUCAAUAAAUCGAUUAAAUAUUGUAUCGAUGCCGGUUUGGAGAGUUAUUUACGGUGAGGAGUUAUUAGUAAAAACAACCAUUUUUUAAUCUUUCUUCUGUUAUUGAGAAAAAAAAAACAGAAAAACAAAAACAAACAAACAAACUUCGUAAGCUAAUCUUAUUUUUAGUGAUUAUGUUUCGAAUCCUCACAAUUUGUUAUUUUAGCUAUCAUUUAUUAUAUAUUUAUUACCUGUUUGCUGCUCUUACAGUAAAAGAAAAAAAUCUCCUGAUCCAGGUGAUUGAUUACGUUUUGUAUCAUACGAUAAAUCGAUCCUGUCUCCAUUUUCAUCAAAAGAUUUUAUCCAAUUUCCCUUACAAUGAGUUUUAUUAUUUUCUUUGGAACGAUAAAAAAUAUAUUCAAGGAUCGCAUCUCAAUCCGAACCAUUUCCGGGCAUCCGAAGAGUUUGCCAUGAUUUUUCAUCGAGCCUCGAAAGCAAAAGGAAAGAAAGGAUAACUUCGUUCGAGAUUUCAAUUAUCAAAUCACUCGAAAUUGACUUGUGACGUGAAAAUUUUUGGCUUAAAAAAUUCAAAGAUGAAAAAGAUGCUCUCUUUUUUUUCCUUGUUCGUUUAUGCCGGCAUGUUUGGUUCUACGUAGAUUGUAAUAAUUGUAAAUAUUUAAAUGGAAAAAAAAAAGAAAGAAAAUAAUAAACCUGUAAUUACGUGGGUAUAUAAUACAUACAUUAUAAAUAUAGGUGUGCAUACUUGUGCGUACACUUCUUAAACUUGCGACACACGAUUACUAUU